Molecule: messenger RNA, 1947 nt
Organism: Daucus carota subsp. sativus
Lineage: Eukaryota; Viridiplantae; Streptophyta; Magnoliopsida; Apiales; Apiaceae
Product: cytosolic enolase 3
Exons: 13
Coding region: 150-1574 (474 amino acids)
Biological process (GO): glycolytic process
Cellular component (GO): phosphopyruvate hydratase complex
Molecular function (GO): magnesium ion binding; phosphopyruvate hydratase activity
Source: RefSeq, a predicted model, not a curated record
AUAAAUAAAUAACAUAAGCAGUCUUAAAGGUACAGUUGGAUUUUCUGGCGAAAUUAAACGAAUAUCUGGCUGGAUUAAUCUCUCCUUGAUUUGCAAUCUCCUGUAGAAAUACAGAUCGAUACAUACACAUUUCCGGAGGAGAAGAAAAGAUGUUGGUGCAAGAAUACCUGGACAAACACUUGCUCUCCCGCAAAAUCGAAGACGCCGUUAAUGCUGCCGUUAGGGCUAAAUCCUCCGAUCCCGUUCUCUUCAUCUCUAAUCAUAUGAGGAAAUCAGUUCCUUCAGUGAUUACCAAAGUGAUUGCCAGACAGAUUCUGGAUAGUAGGGGGAUUCCUACUGUGGAGGUUGAUUUGCAUACUAAUAAAGGCGUUUUUCGCGCUUCCACUCCCAGUGGUGUUUCCUCCGGAAUGUAUGAAGCCAUUGAAAUACGUGAUGGAGAUGAGGCAACCUAUCUUGGUAAUGGGGUGACUAAAGCAGUAAAAAAUAUCAAUGAGAAGAUAUCUGAGGCUUUGAUCGGCAUGGAUCCAACCCUUCAGUCCCAAAUCGAUCAAGCCAUGAUAGACUUAGACAAGACAGAAAAGAAGGGUGAACUUGGAGCAAAUGCUAUUUUGGCUGUGUCAAUUGCUGCUUGCAAAGCUGGAGCGGCAGAAAAAGAGGUCCCUCUUUACAGACACAUCGCUGAUCUUUCUGGUAGAACCAACUUAAUUCUUCCAAUACCUGCCUUUACCCUCAUAAGUGGGGGAAAACAUGCUGGAAAUGAUCUGGCUAUUCAGGAAAUUAUGAUUCUUCCUGUUGGUGCAAAAAGAUUUGAGGAGGCAGUACAAAUGGGCGCCGAGACUUAUCAUCAUCUCAAGGCUAUUAUUACAGAUAAGUAUGGUGCUCCUGGAUGCAAUGUUGGUGAAGACGGCGGCUUGGCCCCAAAUAUCUCCAGCUUUAGAGAAGGCUUAGAUCUUGUUAAGGAGGCAAUCAGCCGAACAGAGUAUAAAGAAAAAUUAAAGAUUGCAAUUGAUGUCGCGGCCACUGAGUUCUGCAUAGGUACAAAGUAUGAUCUAGAUAAUAAAAAUCCAAGUAGGUCGGGACAAAAUUUUAAGUCUGGAGAAGAUAUGAUUGAGAUGUACAAAGAACUCUGCGCAGACUACCCAAUUGUAUCAAUAGAAGAUCCAUUUGACAAGGAGGACUGGGAUCAUGGAAGAAACUUCUGCAGUCUUGGACUUUGCCAGGUCGUGGGAGAUGAUUUAUUGAUGUCAACUCCAAAACGCAUUGAAAAAGCUAUCGGGGAGGCUGCCUGUAAUGCAUUAGUGCUCAAGAUUAAUCAAAUCGGGACUGUUACUGAGGUUGUUGAAGUAGUGAAGAUGGCUAAGGAUGCUCACUGGGGUGUGGUAAUAUCUCAAAGAAGUGGGGAAACUGAUGAUUCUUUUAUAGCAGAUUUGUCUGUUGGCCUUGCAACAGGUCAGAUUAAAGCAGGCGCGCCUUGCCGAGGAGAGCGGCUUGCCAAAUAUAAUCAGUUGCUCAGGAUUGAAGAAGAGCUUGGUGAUCAGGCAAUAUAUGUUGGCGAGGACUGGAGGCAAUCCUGAUCAUUUGCUCAAGUUUUGCACCCUUUGCUUUCCCCCACUCCGCCAAAAUCACAACCAUCUUUAAUGAGGCUUAUCAAUGUUGGUCUCCCGCCUUUGACUGAUCAAGUACAUUGAUAUGCCUUGGUAGUUGAAUCUUCUUAGGUCAGUGUGUUGCAGUGAGAUACAAGGAAUAUGAGAUGGAGCUUCUGUAUACAGACUUCAAUCUUUUUUGUGAAGUAUUCUGUAAUGCUCAACUUGUAAAAUCAUUUUGGCAUUGUCAAUUUUAUAAGCAUAAAUAUAGUUUGAUCAGGACACAGGAGUGCUAAAAGCUUUACUCAUUUGUUUACGGUGACAACUGACAAGUAUCAAAGUGGCGGACUGAAUACUUUUUUUA